Messenger RNA from Torulaspora delbrueckii, 882 nucleotides. RefSeq lists its product as uncharacterized. NCBI's taxonomy places the organism in Eukaryota, Fungi, Ascomycota, Saccharomycetes, Saccharomycetales, Saccharomycetaceae. Gene Ontology annotation, molecular function: triacylglycerol lipase activity; acylglycerone-phosphate reductase (NADP+) activity. Gene Ontology annotation, biological process: phosphatidic acid biosynthetic process; triglyceride catabolic process. Gene Ontology annotation, cellular component: lipid droplet; endoplasmic reticulum. The transcript has a single exon. The record is from RefSeq and is a predicted model, not a curated record. Bases 1 to 882 code for a protein of 293 amino acids.
AUGCCCCCUCAAAAGAAGAAAUUAGUCUUUAUCACCGGUGCAUCAGCUGGUAUCGGUUAUGCUUUAGCUGUCGAGUUUGCCAAGCGAGGUACUUACAAGGUUUACGCAGGUGCCAGAAGUGUUGAUAAGUUGAAAACCCUUGAGCAAUAUGGGGUUAUCGCAAUCGCCUUUGAUAUCACCAACAGUGAAUCAAUCAUCAAAGCUAGAGAUUUGAUUACCAAGGAAACAGAUGGUGGAUUAGAUAUAUUGUACAAUAAUGUUGGUGUUGCCUCUAAAGAUUCAAUUUUUGAUAUUUCAUUGAAAGAAUAUCGUAAAAUCUUUGACACCAAUUUCUUUGGUCACAUUGAAGUUCUCCAAGCGUUUCAACAUUUAUUAUUGAAAUCCAAAGGUCUAGUGGCAUUUACAGAUUCAGUUAUUGAUUUGGCUCCAAUUCCUUUCGCAUCAGCGUAUUUUACAUCAAAAGCAGCGUUCCAUGGUCUUGGAGAAGCAUUUGCUCUUGAGACAAAUAGUUUAGGGAUCAAAGUUCUACAGGUUAGAACUGGCCGCGUUGCCUCAGAUAUUAGUGAAGGUGUAAAUCCACAAGUCUCUCCAAACUCUGUCUAUUAUUUGGAAGAUGAAAAUAUUUUUGCUGGAGCUUUUGAUGAUGCCUCUCCUAGUGAAAUUUAUGCGAAAGAUGUUGUUAAUGAUGUUGAAAGAUCCAUUAGAAAAGGUACUUUAUACGCUGUGACAUACAGAGGUAAAAUGGCCAGCACUGCAGCCUAUUUAAACUGGUUACCAUUUUGGAUUUGGAGUAAAGUCAUUUUGAGAUUCCUGGGUAUCAAUGGUGCUUUUGCUAAGAUAGCUGCCAAACUUAACAAACCAAAACUUCGUGAUGGAAUCUAG